AAAACCUACAGCUGUGAUGAGUGUGGGAAGUCUUUUACCCUGGCUCAAAGCCUAAAAACACACCAAGUCAUCCACAGUGGAGUUAAACCUUACAGCUGUGACCUGUGUGGAAAGUCUUUUACCCGGGCUGGAAGCUUAAAAACACACCAACUCAUCCACAGUGGAGUUAAACCUUACAGCUGUGACCUGUGUGGAAAGUCUUUUACCCGGGCUGGAAGCUUAAAAACACACCAACUCAUCCACAGUGGAGUUAAACCUUACAGCUGUGACCUAUGUGGAAAGUCUUUUACCCGGGCUGGAGACUUAAAACAACACAAACUCAUCCACAGUGGAGUUAAACCUUACAGCUGUGACCUGUGUGGAAAGUCUUUUACCCAGGCUGGAGACUUAAAAAGACACCAAAUCAUCCACAGUGGAGUUAAACCUUACAGCUGUGAGUUUUGUGGAAAGUCUUUUACCCUGGCUCAAAGCCUAAAAACACACCAAGUCAUCCACAGUGGAGUUAAACCUUACAGCUGUGACCUGUGUGGAAAGUCUUUUACCCAGGCUGGAAGCUUAAAAACACACCAACUCAUCCACAGUGGAGUUAAACCUUACAGCUGUGACCUGUGUGGAAAGUCUUUUACCCGGGCUGGAGACUUAAAACAACACAAACUCAUCCACAGUGGAGUUAAACCUUACAGCUGUGACCUGUGUGGAAAGUCUUUUACCCAGGCUGGAGACUUAAAAACACACAAACUCAUCCACAGUGGAGUUAAACCUUACAGCUGUGACUUUUGUGGAAAGUCUUUUACCCAGGCUGGAGACUUAAAAAAACACCAAGUCAUCCACAGUGGCGUUAAACCUUACGGCUGUGAGUUGUGUGGAAAGUCUUUUACCCGGGCUGGACAC
This is a messenger RNA of Oreochromis aureus, 891 nucleotides long. Its product is annotated as zinc finger protein 98-like. Gene Ontology annotation, cellular component: nucleus. Gene Ontology annotation, biological process: regulation of transcription by RNA polymerase II. The annotation marks the transcript as partial. The record is from RefSeq and is a predicted model, not a curated record. Gene Ontology annotation, molecular function: DNA-binding transcription factor activity, RNA polymerase II-specific; RNA polymerase II cis-regulatory region sequence-specific DNA binding. Lineage: Eukaryota; Metazoa; Chordata; Actinopteri; Cichliformes; Cichlidae. The transcript has a single exon.